Molecule: messenger RNA, 5062 nt
Organism: Oncorhynchus keta (chum salmon)
Lineage: Eukaryota; Metazoa; Chordata; Actinopteri; Salmoniformes; Salmonidae
Product: inactive phospholipase C-like protein 2
Exons: 7
Coding region: 376-3684 (1102 amino acids)
Biological process (GO): intracellular signal transduction; lipid metabolic process
Molecular function (GO): phosphatidylinositol-4,5-bisphosphate phospholipase C activity
Source: RefSeq, a predicted model, not a curated record
CGUUAAACUAAUUUACGAAUGUUGCAUAGCUAGGCAGCUAACUAUCGAAUGAUUUACCAGACAUAAUUUCAAAUGAGACGAUGUAGCUAGCUAAUGCAUCCAUUAUGAAAUAAUUUUGCAAUGUUUUACCGACAGCUUUGCAAAUUGAAAAUGCCAUUGAAUGCAAUUGAACUGUUUAGCACAAUCCAUGGAAGACGCGACAUUAAAUACCAGUCAUAUGGACCAAGAAAAUGAUACGGAACGUUUUUGUGCAGUUAUAACGAGGUAGCUAGCUAGCAAGCCAGGACAUUGGAUAAAUACAACAGCGUUGCAAGUGAAACACCUACAUAGCAGCUUGACAGCUAAACUUGGUCUGUCUGUGUGCGUGGAGUGCCUAUGGCGGAGUUUGGAGAGAACGACGGCUCAUCUCCAUCGAAUACUGGGGAUUCGGUGGCUUUGCCCAGUGAUAAAACAUACGGGAAGACGCAGUGCGAAGUAUCGGUCUUCAAUGGGGACUGUGGGAUACCGGCAGACAUGGUUGGAUCAGAAACGUUACAUGACAGCCCAGGGCUUGAAACCGCCUUUAACUCCUCUGUCAGAUUGGAUUCCAAAUCCGGAAUACCACGCAGGAGCAGCAUUAUAAAGGAUGGCUCGAGGCAGCGCAGAGAGAGGAAGAAGACGGUUUCGUUCAGCAGCAUGCCCACUGAGAAGAAGAUCAGCAGUGCGAGCGACUGCAUCAACGCCAUGGUGGACGGCUCUGAACUGAAGAAGGUCCGCUCCAACUCCCGCGUUUACCACCGCUACUUCCUCCUGGACGCCGACAUGCAGUCUCUAAGGUGGGAACCCUCCAAAAAAGAGUCAGAGAAAGCCAAAAUUGAUGUCAAGUCCAUCAAAGAGGUGCGGACAGGGAAAAACACAGAAACGUUUAGGACCAACGGAAUAUAUGAUCAGAUAUCCGAGGACUGUGCCUUCUCAAUCAUCUAUGGGGAAAACUAUGAGUCUUUGGACUUGGUUGCAAACUCUGCCGAUAUGGCAAACAUAUGGGUGACCGGGCUUAGAUACCUGAUAUCCUAUGGGAAACACACCUUGAAUAUGAUUGAAAGCAACCAGAACAACAUGCGCUCCUCCUGGCUCGGUGACCUCUUCGAGGAGGCUGAUGCCAACAACAGCAAGCACAUCAGUCUAUGUGCUGCUGUGCAGCUAAUUAAAAACCUAAACCCUGGUCUCAAAAACAUUAAGAUUGAACUCAAGUUCAAGGAGUUUCACAAAUCUAAAGAUAAGGUGGGAUGUGGUGUGACUAAGGAGGAGUUCAUUGAAGUCUUUCAUGACCUUUGCACAAGACCAGAAAUGUAUUUCCUUCUUGUCCAGUUCUCUAGCAACAAGGAAUUUCUAGAUACCAAGGACUUAACUAUGUUUCUGGAGGCUGAGCAGGGUAUGGCACAAGUAAGUGAAGACACCAGUCUGGCGGUCAUUCAGAGCUAUGAACCUUCCAAAGAGGGGCAGCUCAAGGGCUGGCUCUCCCUUGAUGGGUUUACCAAUUAUCUCAUGUCGCCAGAGUGCCACAUCUUUGACCCUGAACAAAAAACAGUGUGUCAGGACAUGAACCAGCCCCUGUCCCACUAUUACAUCAACGCUUCCCACAACACAUACCUGAUCGAGGAUCAGUUUAGAGGCCCCUCUGACGUUACAGGGUACAUCCGUGCCCUCAAGAUGGGCUGUCGUAGUGUAGAACUAGAUGUCUGGGAUGGACCAGAUAAUGAGCCUGUCAUUUACACUGGCCACACAAUGACCUCACAGAUAGUCUUCCGCAGUGUCUGUGACGUCAUCAACAAAUAUGCCUUUGUUGCAUCUGACUUUCCCCUGAUAUUGUGUCUGGAGAACCACUGCUCUUUAAAGCAGCAGAAGGUCAUGUUUCAGCACUUGAAAAAGAUUAUUGGUGAUAAGAUUCACAUGAAUCCACCCUCAUCUGAAGACAGCUACCUGCCCUCACCCUUUGACCUCAAGUGUAAAAUCCUGCUGAAGGCGAAGAAGCUGGGCGCAAUCUGCAUCGGCUCGGAGGGCGAAGUGACUGAUGAGGAUGAGGGGGCUGAGAUGUCCCAAAGAAUGAACAUUGAAGCCGACGAACAACAGAGCAUCCCACUGAUAAAGUUCCAGCUGUCCAAGGACCUCUCUGAUCUGGUAACGUUGUGUAAAUCGAUUGCGUUCAAAGACUUCCCAACUGCUUUCCAAAGCCAGAGGCACUGGGAACUUUGCUCGUUCAAUGAGGUCUUUGCCAGUCGCUGUGCCAGUGAAUUCCCAGGCGACUUUGUUAACUACAACAAGAAAUUAUUGGCGAGAGUCUACCCCAGCCCAAUGCGGAUUGACUCCAGUAACAUGAACCCUCAGGACUUCUGGAAGUGUGGUUGCCAGAUCGUGGCAAUGAACUACCAGACCCCCGGCCUGAUGAUGGACCUAAACAUUGGCUGGUUCCGUCAGAAUGGGAACUGUGGUUAUGUGCUGCGACCAGCCAUAAUGAGGGAGCAGGUGUCAUAUUUCAGUGCCAACACUAAAGACUCAGUGCCUGGUGUGUCUCCUCAGCUCUUGCACAUAAAGAUCAUAAGUGGACAAAACUUCCCCAAACCAAAAGGCUCAGGCGCCAAAGGAGAUGUUGUUGACCCUUACGUCUAUGUGGAGAUCCAUGGCAUCCCUGCUGAUUGUGCAGAGCAAAGGACUAAAACUGUCAAUCAGAAUGGGGAGAACCCACUGUUUGACGAAAGCUUUGAGUUUCAGAUAAAUCUACCUGAGCUGGCCAUGGUGCGCUUUGUGGUGCUUGAUGAUGACUACAUUGGCGACGAGUUCAUUGGCCAGUACACAAUCCCCUUCGAGUGUCUCCAGCCGGGAUUCCGGCACACACCGUUACAAUCGCUAACAGGAGAAGUCCUUCCCCACGCCUGGCUGUUUGUCCAUGUGGCCAUCACCAACCGAAGGGGCGGGGGCAAGCCUCACAAGAGGGGACUGUCUGUGCGUAAGGGCAAGAGAAGUCGGGAGUACGCCACCAUGAGGGUGCUGGUCAUCAAGGCUGUGGAUGACAUCUUCAAGACAGCCAUACUGCCACUGAGGGAAGCCACCGACCUCAGAGAAAACAUGCAGAAUGCCAUAGUGCCCUUCAAGGAACUAUGUGGCCUCUCGGCGGUGGCCAACCUGAAGCAGUGCAUCCUGGCCCUGUCCUCCCGGCUGACAGGGGCUGACAACAACACCCUCCUGGUGUUCAACCUCAAGGACCAGUACCCCACCAUGGAACCCCAGGGCCAGCUACCAGAUGUCCUGAAGAAGGUGGUCACCACCUAUGACAUGAUGAUCCAGACCAGCAAGACUCUGCUGGAGAACUCUGAGGGAGUCUAUGACCGAAUACUGCUAACCCAGAAAGCAGCGAUGGCGUUCCAUGAGAACCUCCAUGACAUGGCGGUAAAGGAGGGCCUGAAGGGCAGGAAGCUGGCCAAGGCUGUGGAGAGCUUCACCUGGAACAUAACCAUCCUCAAGGGCCAGGCAGACCUGCUAAAGCACGCAAAGAGUGAGGUCCAGGAGAGCCUGAAGCAGAUCCACUAUGCCGCCCUCACCUGUAACCUCAGUAAGGACGGGCCUUCAGGGAGCACGGCGGGCUCCGAGUCCAGGGCCCGACCACGCAGCCUGGACACCAUCCCUGAGAAAGCCACGGGGGAGGACUAGCUCUCUGAGGAGGACAACUGAAGGCUUACGCCCUAAACCCUUCAUACCUCCAAGCCCCUUGCCCUACCCUAGUGGCAUACAUAAAUCUCCUUACCGCAGUCCCACACAAACCUAACUACAGUAUACCUGUUCUAGUGCCGUUGCCACACACAACUAUUCUUAUUCCAGUGCCGUAUACAACCAUUCCAUUCCCACCCCAACCUCCCUUUGCUUAACCAGGUACCACACAAAAAGCCCUUAACCCCUCCUGCCCACCUCAACGUCCAACAGCAAGAUGUUGCAGGUCAACUAGGAGGGUCAAGUGAACUUGCAGCCACGGGACAGUCUUAAAGCCGUGACCUACUGUAGAGAGAGUGCACUUAUUUAAAGGCAGACCCCAGGGUCUGACCCUAGGAGAGCUGCUCUAAAGGGUCCAAGGAUUUCUUAAGCACAAUUUAUGGAUUUCUGACCAACCAGAAAUUAGAGCUGUGAAUAUAAUAGGAAACAGGAACAAUGGAGAGAAGGAAAGAAGAAAAGGGAGGCGAGAGCUGUUUACAAUAAUGAACUUGUUCUUGUCUGCCAAAAUAGUAUGUUUAUAUAUGGAGUUCUGUUACUUUUUUUGCAGCGUGCUUCAUUUUAUUAUUGUAUUCUUGAGAAAUAAGAUUUAUUUUGUAAAGGAAAUGGCUCGUCCAUGAAAAAUAACUAUUUUAUUUGUCUGUACAGAUGUGAAAUUGUGUCCUUUACACUUUCCCACUGGAGAGUACCUUUGUCGAGACGAGGGACGGAUAGAGACUUUCAACCUCAGUGUGUGGUCCAAAGGGUGGCAGUUGGAGUCUUAAACACAACCAGAAACUGCUUAGGGAAGGAACCAUGGAGAGAAUAACUCGUUAGGUCUACGUUUUGGUAUCAUUCCACGUGAGAGGCUUGAGUAAGGUGUACAAAGUAAUAAUAGCUUCUCAACCCGUCCUGGUAACAAAACAAAACCCUAUUCAUGAAUACGGUUUCAUAUAUGACUGUGCCUCAUUGCUACAAAUCAGUCAACAAAAGGGAUAGGUGGUGAGGAAAGAGCUGCUCUUCCUCGCAUCCAUCUGUCUUAACCUGCUUUUGCCCACCAGUUGCUUCUAGUUUGUAUUUUGUUCAUUCUCUCCACAGUGCUGAAACAGCGUUGCUCCUGGUCAACUUUAGCCACCCACCACCACCUCUGGAUCUCACCCACCAGUGUUUUAACUGGGCCACACUGGGACAAAAAGUCAUUCACAAACUUCAGUGUCGUGACAGUUGUUGUAUUUAUAACUGUUGUUAACCAUUUUUACCGAUGGAGAGAAAAAGAAGAAAAAAAUACCAGUUUUGCUUUUCUGUUAAUUCCUGAAACCUUCAUAAUAAACCACGUUAAAUCAUU